AUUCGCGCGGAUCGCUCGCCAGAUGGCGGCGCCGGCCGGCCGCUAUAUUGAUCAAGUUGGAUUUUGCGAGGCGCACGUUGAUAAGAUCUCGCGAAAUUUUUCGAUCGCACGCAGUCCUCCCGCGUGACGUGCGUGCCUGCUCAUUUGCGUGCGUCGUGCAUGCGUGCGUGCGUACGUGCGUGCGUGCGUGCGUGUCCCGUGUUUCUGUACGCGCCUGUGUGUGACGCCCGUCGCGAUAUCCGCUCGCGGCGUAGCGGAAUUCAGGUCCGCGCGCGCGUCUCCCCCGGCGGUCGCGGCGUCGUCAUCGCGUAAAUCCUCCUCCCUCGUCCAUGACGUCACUCGUGAAUUACACAAGCGUCAUCGCUCAGUCUGUUGUGGAAAAUUUCGCGGGGUCCAUGGUGGCAGCGGCAAGGUGCGUCGUCCCUUGAGCGAGACCGGCGAAUGCGGUGGAUCCUUCGUCGACGACGCUACAACAAAACGCAUCGCGAUCAGAAUUAAAGAUUAUAAAGCAUUUGUCCUGCAUCGCCACAAUGUCUAUGCAACAGUUCUGUUUGCGGUGGAACAAUCAUCAACCGAAUUUUAUUUCGGUUUUUUCCAAUUUGCUGAACAAUGAAACUUUAGUGGAUGUUACUCUCGCUGCCGAAGGCAGACAAAUUCAGGCUCACAAAGUCGUAUUAUCAGCAUGCAGUACAUAUUUUCAGUCACUGUUUACAGUGAAUCCUUGUCAGCAUCCUAUUGUUAUACUCAAAGAUAUCAAGUUUUCCGAUCUUAAAAUUAUGGUGGAUUUUAUGUAUUAUGGGGAGGUGAACAUAUCUCAAGAUCAAUUGCCAUCUAUUAUAAAGACGGCAGAAAGCUUAAAGAUUAAAGGACUUGCAGAAAUGCAUACAGCAUCAUUGACCAAAUGGCCAAGUGGAAGCAGUGAAACAGGCGGAGGAGAUCGUGGUGAAUCCUGUUCACCAAGUCCAUCUCCAUUGUCCCCUUCAUUUCGUAGGAAAAGAUUAAGGAAAUCUUCUACAGGCUCAACAUCUGGUUCUGGUGACAAACCAGAAGAAAUUAAUGAAAUCACAUUAGUGGCUACUAAUAUUGUCAAACCUGAACCUCUCAUUGUAUCGCAAGAAAGUGGAGAGAAUUUGAGGCGGCCAGUGAAUACUAGCACAGAAUCUCAAGGCAGUAUUGAUGAAGAUCAAAUAUCAAUUAUGAGUAAUAUGGAAACUAGUUCUGCUAAUACACCAGCCCAAAGUGAUGGUUCUAUUCAAGAUGUAAGUCAACAAUCAGCAGGAAAUAUUGGACAAAGUUCUGUUUCUUCGCAACCACCUGCCACCCAUCAAGUUCCUCAUAGCAAGCAGACGCAAGCAGGAGCGAAGAGGACUCGACCUCGACUGCUGAUGAGACAGCCGCGAGUGAAGAAGGAACCGAGUCACCUGUCGCCGGAUGGCGAAACGAGUCUUUCGCCGCACAUUGUCUCUACCUCCGUUCAUCUCGCCACACCGACGCUAAAUCUUCCCCGAACGUCGAGGAGUUUCGAGGAAUCGCGUAUAUCGCCACCACCGCACACCAUGCUGGUCAGCCAGUCGAAUCUGCUGGCGGUGACGACAUCGUCCAAUUUGUUAACGGUGCCCCAGCCGUCCUACCUCACGAAGCAGCACUCGCAUCCGCUGUUGUCUACCCAGCAACCAAGUACGUCUGGGACUUAUUGGAUGCACCGACAGCAUUCGCAUCCGGAGCUGCCGGGUAGGACCACAAGUCCUUCGAUAGUGAUCGAACCGGCGCCUGUUCUUAAAACAGAGGAAGAGUUCGGUGAGGAAACCUUGACUUCGGCUACCUCCGAUUUGGAAAUCGGUGGCGGCGGUGGCGGUACUUCUGGUGGACUGAGAGUGAAAACGACAGAAUUGCGACGGACUUCCUCAUCACCACAGACGAGCAGUAGCAGAGAGUUUCGUGAGAGCACGGGAGAUCAACGAUUAGGUCAUUGUCCAGUGUUGCGUCAGGGUCCUGCCUUAGGUUGCAAUCAUUGUUGGAAUACGAUAGAUGCCCAUGGCAGGAUACUUCGUAGGAAAACCAAGUAUCAUUGUCCCGAAUGCCAGACCAAUUUGUGUAUCGUGCCAUGCUUUCAGGAGUAUCACGAGCAGCAUCGGGAACUAAUUUCCAAACAAAAACUCUUACCAAAAACUAGCUCCGUUUAAUUCCCCUUUUACCUCCACUCAUUUAAUUUUACUUAUCGGAUUACGUGUUAAGCAUGCGCUUUAAAUGUGUGAAGGUUUAAUGCGAUGAUGACGGAGUAACAAACUCAUCGUUCAACGUGUGACAUUAUUUUUCUCUCGUACCACGAUGAAUGGUGAGUUAUUCAGAUUGAUAUCGUUUUUCAAGAUUUCAUGACUUGAUAUAUUUUCAUAAUAUAUUUACAGCAUCUAUAUAAUUGUUAAAGUAGAUAAAAUCAUUGCAGUUUGACAAUGUUACAAAUAUUUAUAACAGUGUGUAUUGAGUUUUCUUCAACAAGAGAGAUCUUGUUAUUCUUACAUAAUUUUUACGUAGUCUGAUUUACGAACGUUGUACGCUUUUAUCACAGACAAAGAUAUUACUUUGAAAUUAGUAUUAAAAAAAAUAAUUUUAAUAUGUAAUAUGGAAAAAUUAAUACAUCAUUUUUUUCACACAAUUUUCUAAAAUUGACAAGAAUAACGUAUUGAGAUUGGAUGUAAGACUACCUCUUACUUUGGAAAAUAUGUAAAUAAUUAAGCAUUAAUAUUGCAAGGCACAGCAUUUUAUUAUUUAUCAUUAUUAAUUAUAUUUUUUGUAUACUAAGAAAAUUUUAUAAAAAAUAAAUCAAUUUAAAUAAUACAAUAUCACAGAAAUAACAUUAGUCAACGAAUUUAAACUUUUUUUAUAUCAUGAAUGAAAAAA
Molecule: messenger RNA, 2898 nt
Organism: Pogonomyrmex barbatus (red harvester ant)
Lineage: Eukaryota; Metazoa; Arthropoda; Insecta; Hymenoptera; Formicidae
Gene: BtbVII
Product: BTB-protein-VII
Biological process (GO): regulation of transcription by RNA polymerase II
Cellular component (GO): nucleus
Molecular function (GO): protein binding; DNA binding
Source: RefSeq, a predicted model, not a curated record